Messenger RNA from Rhagoletis pomonella (apple maggot), 1333 nucleotides. Its product is annotated as serine/arginine-rich splicing factor 1A-like. Gene Ontology annotation, molecular function: mRNA binding. The transcript is spliced from 3 exons. Bases 140 to 862 code for a protein of 240 amino acids. The record is from RefSeq and is a predicted model, not a curated record. Lineage: Eukaryota; Metazoa; Arthropoda; Insecta; Diptera; Tephritidae. Gene Ontology annotation, cellular component: nucleus; ribonucleoprotein complex; cytoplasm.
UCCUAGCAAGCUUCACUGGCAAAAGUCCGCCAUUCUUUCAAAGCACACGAGUAAAAUAUCGCGUGUUUAGUGGAAAAAAUCAAUUAAUUGUCUUAUCAAAUUUAAAACUACAUCGAAAGUACCGGAAUAUCAUUUAAGAAUGUCUCGCAGUGAAACUCGCAUCUAUGUUGGAAAUUUACCCCCUGAUAUUCGUACAAAGGAUAUACAAGAUUUAUUUCAUAAAUUUGGUAAAGUUUCGUUUGUGGACUUGAAAAAUAGGCGUGGUCCGCCAUUUGCUUUUGUAGAAUUCGAAGAUGCCAGAGAUGCAGAGGAUGCCGUAAAGGCACGCGAUGGCUAUGACUACGAUGGUUAUCGAUUGCGUGUAGAAUUUCCACGCGGCGGUGGACCGGGUAGUUUUCGCGGUAAUCGGAACGACCGUAAUCGCAACGAUGGAGGCCGGGGUGGAGGAGGCGGCGGUGGACGUGGUCCACCUACCAAGCGUUCACAAUACCGUGUUAUGGUUACAGGCUUGCCGUCGUCAGGCUCUUGGCAAGAUUUGAAAGAUCACAUGCGAGAAGCAGGAGAUGUCUGUUUUGCUGACGCCUACAAAGACGGUACUGGAGUGGUUGAGUUUUUGAGGAAUGAGGACAUGAAAUAUGCUAUCAAGAAAUUGGACGACUCACGAUUCAGAUCUCAUGAGGGGGAGGUAUCGUACAUACGCGUUCGUGAAGAUUCUGGUGAAGGAGAUCGUGGCGGUCGUGACCACCGUGGAGACAGAUCCCGCUCAUUUUCUCCAAGACCACGACGCCGUGGGUCUCCCACGUAUUCCCCUGUUCGACGCUCAUAUUCCAGAUCAAGGUCACGUUCUCGUUCAAAUUUUUAAAGCCUGAAAAGACAAGAACCGCUAAACAAAGUAGAGAAGUAAAAAAUCAGCAAGUAAAUUUUGUACGGACGAUAAUUCGUUUGAGAUAAAUCCAGCAUAUUUACGAAAAUGAUAAAGCACAUAUAUAAUUUACUUUGGAAUUCAACGUACAUAUUUUAAGGCAAGCAUGACUUGAUCGAAAACAUUCUACAUAUUUGAAAUAUUUGAAACAUUAGGUAUAACUUUUUAACACUUUUUAAUUACGAGUUGUUUAAAAAAAGCAUUUAAUUUGAAAGUAUGAUUCCAAUAUUUGGGAAAGUAUUUGCAGCUCCAGUAAAACCUUAAUUGCAUAUACUUUUAUUAAAAGCUAUAAAAUGAUUAUAAAAAAACUUAUCAGGUGCAAAAGGCUGACAUUUUGAAUACACUUACACUAACAAAAGUAAAUUUAUCUUAAUCUACAUGCAUAUAAACAUAAUACAUUUAAAUAAACAA